UAAGAGAAUGCAGACAGGAGGGGUGGAGUUCACAGCUCUUACUUUUCAAACGCUGCUCUGGCAAAAGAGCUCAUUCUUUGCCUGGUAAACAGCGGAGUGGGCGCUGAUGUGUCCUGGCAUGUGAUCCCACUUUAGUUAAAUCAGUCGCCUCACUGCUGCAGCCUCCCAAUAAACUUUCCAUGCUGUUGCCCGUCCAAUGGACAGCACUUAGGAGGUUUGUCUGGACCGUAUCCGCUACUGCUCGCUCAUCCGCUGCGCUCCGGCUCUCCGCCGUCGGCUCUCCGCCGUCGGCUCUCCAGGUUCAGAGGGACUCACGCGGCUCGGGGAGCUGGCCCGGGUCUCCUGCACACAUGGAGGGAGACGUUAUGGACAAAGUGGAGGCCACGGCGACGGUCUGUGACUUUGACCCCAUCAGUGGGUGCAUCCCGGCCACCAAAGUGGAGAUCACCGUGUCCUGCAGGGAUCUCCUGGACCGAGACACUUUCUCCAAAUCUGACCCAUUGGUGGUGUUGUACACGCAGGGCGUCGAGUCCAAACAGUGGAGAGAGUUUGGGAGAACAGAGGUGAUAGACAACACGCUAAACCCAGACUUUGUCAGGAAGUACAUCCUGGACUACUUCUUUGAGGAGAAGCAGACCCUGCGCUUUGACGUGUAUGACAUUGAUUCUAAAAGUCCAGAUCUGGCAAAGCAUCCUACCGACUUAAACGACUUCCUGGGACAGAUCUACUGUACACUGGGAGAGAUUGUGGGCUCACCUGCCAGUCGCCUGGAGAAACCUCUCGGUGGCAUACCUGGGAAGAAAUGUGGGACCAUUAUCUUGUCUGCUGAGGAGCUGGGAAACUGCAGAGAUUAUGCCACCAUGCAAUUCUGUGCCAACAAACUAGACAAAAAGGACUUCUUUGGAAAGUCAGACCCCUUCAUGGUCUUCUACAGAAGCAACGAGGAUGGCACGUUUACCAUUUGCCACAAGACCGAAGUGGUGAAGAACACGCUCAACCCUGUGUGGCAGCCCUUCUCCAUCCCUGUCAGAGCGCUCUGCAAUGGAGACUAUGACAGGACAAUUAAAGUGGAGGUGUAUGACUGGGACAGAGACGGGAGCCAUGAUUUCAUCGGUGAAUUCACCACCAUUUAUAAAGAGCUAUGUCGGGGUCAGAACCAGUUAAACGUCUAUGAGGUGGUGAACGCCAAGAAGAAAAUAAAGAAAAAGAGAUACAUCCACUCUGGGACGGUGUCCUUGUUGUCAUUCAAUGUGGAGUCAGAGCACACCUUCCUGGAUUACAUCAAAGGAGGGACUCAGAUUCACUUCACAGUGGCCAUUGAUUUCACUGCAUCAAACGGAAAUCCAUCCCAGUCCACGUCACUGCACUACAUGAACCCAUACCAGAUGAAUGCCUAUGCCAUGGCCCUGAAGGCCGUGGGAGAGAUCAUCCAGGACUACGACAGUGAUAAGAUGUUCCCUGCCCUGGGAUUCGGUGCUAAGCUGCCCCCUGAUGGGAGGGUCUCCCACGAGUUCCCUCUGAAUGGCAACAUUGAGAACCCGUACUGUAACGGCAUGGAGGGGAUUCUCGAAGCUUACCAUCAAAGCCUUAAGACAGUUCAGCUAUAUGGACCCACCAACUUUGCUCCUGUUGUUAAUCAUGUGGCAAGUUAUGCAGCAGCAGUGCAGGACGGGUCUCAGUACUUUGUGCUGCUCAUCAUCACUGAUGGCGUCAUAUCAGACAUGGCUCAGACCAAGGAGGCCAUAGUGAAUGCAGCCAAACUCCCCAUGUCUAUCAUCAUUGUUGGAGUUGGCCAAGCUGAGUUUGAUGCCAUGAUUGAGCUGGAUGGCGAUGACAUCAGGAUUUCCUCACGGGGGAAGUUGGCAGAGAGAGAUAUUGUACAGUUUGUCCCAUUCAGAGACUACAUGGACCGCACUGGCAACCACGUGCUGAGCAUGGCGCGGCUGGCUAAAGACGUACUGGCCGAGAUCCCUGACCAGCUGAUCUCCUACAUGAAGAGCAGAGGCAUUAAACCUAACCCUGUCCCUGUCCCAGCGGCUUACUCGUUUGGGGAUCAACCCCAGACCAACCCCGUCUGAGCCCCACACACAGCUCCGCGUCGGGUUGGGACAGGGUCGUGGUUGAGGGGAACCAGCCUUCACAACCAUCUUUUGGGAAGAAAUGGAAACGCUUUUAAGGCCCUUUCGUAAAUAUUAUUUUGGCUAAACGAAAAAGUAGAUGAGACUCCAUUUUGUUUUGGAGAAAUACAACUGCUUUGGGUGAACCUGCUGAUGAUCAGGGAGUUUUUUCUCUCUCAGGA
Messenger RNA from Sander lucioperca (pikeperch), 2299 nucleotides. RefSeq names its product copine Va (gene cpne5a). NCBI's taxonomy places the organism in Eukaryota, Metazoa, Chordata, Actinopteri, Perciformes, Percidae. Gene Ontology annotation, biological process: cellular response to calcium ion. Gene Ontology annotation, molecular function: calcium-dependent phospholipid binding. Gene Ontology annotation, cellular component: plasma membrane. The coding region runs from base 180 to 2078 and encodes 632 amino acids. The transcript is spliced from 21 exons. The record is from RefSeq and is a predicted model, not a curated record.